GCGACAACGGUGCGAUCCGGAAAUCUUCGACAUCCAAAAAUGGCGUUUCUUGCGUAGCUUACCGCCACAUUAAAGUGCGUUCUGGUUUUCGAUAAACGAGUGGAGCCGCUGCGCCGGUUCUUCGAAAGGAAAAUCGCGUAAACCGAGGAACAGUGUUGGAGGAACGGUUUCGUGAGGCUCCGUGCUCAGGAGGUUGCUUUACAGAAUAACGACGAGGGAAAAUGGAAUCAACGGAACAAUUACGACCGGAAGAAUUGGUCGGCCUGGUGGCCCGGUCAGCAGAGGGUACAGCGGCGAAAGGAAUGCCUAUCAAAGGGCACGAAGACCUCUGGGUGGAAAUUCAGGCGAACACGUUCAGGAAUUGGGUGAACGAACACUUGAAACACGCGGUGGAUGCUGGAAACGGUCCUGUGAUUGAUCUCGUUGAAGAUUUUCGGGACGGCACGCGACUCUGCGCUCUCGUCGAGGUGCUCACCAAACGACGUUUACCACGAUGGAAUCCCAGACCGGCUAAUCAACAUCAUCAUCUCGAGAAUGUUUCUACUGCUCUUCAAGCCAUCGAGGCUGACGGUGUGAAACUCGUCAACAUCGGUAACGUAGAUAUCGUCAAUGGAAAUUUGAAACUGAUCCUUGGUCUGAUAUGGUCGCUCAUUGUAAGGUACCAAAUAGGCAAGUCCAAGUUCCCUCCAAGGAAACUCAUGCUCGCAUGGCUCAAGGCAGUCUUACCGGAAUGCAGAGUCAAUAACUUCACCACAGACUGGAACUCUGGUGUAUAUCUGAGCGCGUUGCUUGAUUAUUGCCAACCAGGUCUAUUCCCUCAGUGGCGUCGACUUGAUCAUAACGAUAGCGUAUACAAUUGCCGAAAAGCUAUGGAGAUUUCAAAACGCGAAUUCGAUAUACCUAUGGUACUGGAACCAGAGUACCUUGCAUCUCCAUAUUUGGACGAACUAUCAGGAAUGACCUACUUAUCGUACUUCAUGAAGGAAGGUUCGCCGGGUUUUCACUCAACGUUACGAUGGGUUAACUCGCAAUUAUCUCAUCAUCCAGUAGAAAACUUUACGACCGAUUGGAACGACGGCAGAGCAUUGUGCAGCAUUGUCAGAAAUUUGGGUGGACCUGCUCCGGCUUACGAUAAAAUCGAUACCGAUCCUUCUGCAUGGGAAUAUAAUAUACAAAUGGGUAUCGACGGAGGCAAGAAACUAGGUGUAGAGCCUAUUCUUAAGGCAAAAGACAUGGCAGAUCAAAACGUAGAACACUUAGGCGUUAUGGCGUAUGCGGCGUAUUUUCAAUGGGUAAAGCCUCGCCCUCAAGCGAGCAAGCAAAUCGUUGUCCACAUUGAUAGCACUUCCGCCAGAGUGCAACAACCGGCGCAUUUUAAAUUAGAGAUUCUUACCAAAGAAGUAAAUACAAGGGAAGUACGUGGUGAAGUGAUAAGUCCAAGCGGUCGAAUAGAAUGUAGACUUACGUGGAAUGGUGUACAUGGGAAAGGAACAUUUCUACCUACAGAAGUCGGAAUGCACAAGUUAAUGGUAUAUAACGACGGAGAAUUAGUAGAUGGAUGUCCCUAUUAUUUCAGAGUUUUACCAACCCUGACCAAAAUUAAAUCACCUGGUAUGGAUCCGUGCGCUAUAGGAUCUAUCGUUGAAGUUCUAGUCAACAGUUACGGAACUAGUCAUGAUGGCAUUGAUGUGACUGCAUGGUCCCCUACUGGGAGAUCUCUGUCGUGUCCUGUCAAAGAGAAUGAUGGAGUACACACUGCGACAUUUCAACCUGACGAGACAGGUGAAUGGAGUAUCGCGAUAACUCAUAAAGGAAAUCACAUACAAGGUGGACCAUUUACGUGCUUCGUAUUUGACCCUAAUGGAAUAAAGCUGUUGGAUACGGAGGGUGCUAUGCCCGGACAGCCUUUUUCCUUUACCGUUGAUGCAACAGGAACCGGAGGUCUUGGCGAUGUAAUAAUAGAUUUAGUCCACGACAAGCAGUCCGUUCCUUUCAGAAUCGAAGAUUUUGGACAUAUGCAAUAUCGAGUCUCAUUCGUUCCGGCAGAUUCCGGAAAGUACAGAGUUUACAUAUACUUUAACGGUUCUGACGUUCGAGGUUCUCCGUUUUCUAUUCGAGUCGGAACUCAAAAAGGAUCCAGAAGAUCGAAGGAAUCUAGCCUCGAAAGAUCAAAGUUGUCUUCGUUGGAAAGACGAAUGAACGGCUUAAACGUUUCGGUUGGAACUGAUCGAUCGAGUCCUGUACAAAAAACAUAUUCUUCACCUACGUAUAAAAUGUCGAGCCCGACGCAACACGUACGCGAGUAUUCUCCUGUACAACAGGCUACCUCUGCUUAUAAAACAUCGAACAAUUACACGGUGGAAAACUCUAGUUCAACGUACCAUGCUUCGACGGCAUCCUUUAACCAUACGCGAUCUCCGAAUCAUAGCCACAGUCCUGUUUCACGAAAUCUUCACAGCCCAUCCAUGGUCAAAGAUACGAAAGAGAUUUAUUCUAGUACUACGUACAAUCAAUCGAGAUCAUCUCCGACUGUACAAAGCCCUAGCUUUCUGAAGGAAUCGAAAGAUGUUUAUACGUCCAACACGAUAAAUAGAUCUCAUUCUCCGAAUCCAAGUCCGACUACACAUACCUCGAGAUUUUCUCCGGUUAUUAAGGAGUCCCGUGAAAUUUACAGUUCAGGAUCUCUUAAGAGAUCUCAGUCACCGAAUAGAAGUCCAAUGGCAUAUCGUAGCGCAACUCAAAGCCCUGUUAAUAGAAGCUUCAGUCCGAGAAAUAACGACAGAGACAUCAGUUAUAACAGAAAAGAUUGCACGGUUGAUAAUGCAACGGUUGAUACGAGCAGUAACGUUAGAGUAUCGUCUAUGGUUGGCGGAACCUCUAGACGAGAUUCAUGGGACGCCAUAGAAAAAACAAAAUCUUUACUAUCGUACGGUAGUUUAGAAUCCCUUGCCAAUCUGACCAAUAAUUCUGUUACCGUUGAAAACAAAAGUAACUCUACUUACUUCAACAACAAUUAUAAGAAUACUCAGAGUUACAGUUCGAAGAAUAUGUCGCACACUCACAAUAAUUCAUCUGAUUUUACGUCAACUCAAAAACUUUUCGCUUCCGAGUACAACAAUACAUCUCAAAAAUAUAACAGUGAAAAUCAUAAUGCUCGCACGCAAACACAUGGGAUUCUCAAAAAUAAAAAUAAUAAUUAUUACAAAAGCACAGACGUCACUGAUGGAGUUCACAAUCGAUAUUUGAAUAAUGGGCUUUCCAGUUCGUCCGCACAAGCCAAGAAUUACGGGUUUGUAACUGGAAGUGCACUUGAAAUGCUACCGAUUCAUAAACAAGCUACCUUUACUAUAGAUCAAAGUAUAGAUCCAAAUAAAGUUAUCGUCACCGUCUCUGGCCCAAAUGGUAAAGUAAUUCCGGUACAAAAAUCAACUCUUCGAGGUUUAACAUACACGAUUAUUGCCGAAGAAGUUGGGGAACAUACCAUUCAAAUUCUAGUAAAUGGUCAACAUAUCCAAGGCUCUCCUUUCAGAACGCAAGCAUACAACGCUCGUGCUAUUCAAAUUGGGAACAUUCCGAAUGGCGUUGCCAAUCAACCAGUAGAAUUUGAAAUUGACGGAUCCAAAGCCGGAUCUGGUAAUCUAGAGAUCCUCGUGAAUGGUGGUCACGUAACUAGUUUUGUCAAAGCGUUAGGUAGUCAACGAUUUCUGGCAUCGUUUGUACCUCAUGAAGCUGUUGUACACCUCGUAGAAAUGACAUUCAAUGGUGAAGUAGUUCCUGGAUCACCUUGGCGUGUGGGCAUUAUGCCAGCCCCAAAAAUGUCAGUGAUUGGGGAUUCCAUAAGGUUGGUCCCUGCCGGUAGUCCAGCCCUUUUUGAACUGUCUGCUCUUGGCUUUAAUAGUAAUGAAAUUGAUGUACAAAUUAUAACACCUUCUAAGAGAAACACACCUGCAAGAAUUGAUGAAGAGCCAGGUAGACCUGGAGAAUUUCGUGUUGAAUUUACUCCAGUAGAAGUAGGCAGUCAUCUUGUAGAAGUAACCAUCGCGGGACAGAAGCUACCGGCAGGACCUCUAGUUGCUAAGGUGUACAACAGCAGUUUGAUACAAGUUACUGACGUACCCAGUGCUGUAGUAGGACAUGCCUGCCAAUUUAGAGUUGAUGCUAGUGCUGCUGGUGAAGGACAACUUGAAAUUUCUAUAAAUGAAGGGGAAGUACCCAAUCAUGUUCAAGUAGUAGGAGGAGGACGCUGUCUUGUCUCUUUUACACCUGAAAUUGCAAAACCACAUUACAUUGAUAUAAAAUUCAAUGGAGAAGCAGUGAAAGGCUGUCCCUUUAUUUGUAAUGUAUCUGAUACCAGUAGAGUAACAUUAAGUUUAAGUCAUCUGGAAUUAAUUCCAGUAGAUCAACCUGCUAGUUUUCAUAUGGGAGUUGAUGGUAGUGGUAGUGCAGAACUUGCAGUUUCUGUAAGAGGACCAAAUAGUGAAUUACCUGUAAAAGUAACUGGAGAUAUAAAGAGUGGUUUUACUGCAGAAUUUAUUCCAAGAGAUGUCGGUGUCCAUUCAAUUAGUGUUGAAUAUAAUGGUCACCCUGUAAAUGGCACACCAUUCUUAGCUAAGGCAUUCAAUGCAGAUAAAGUAUUAAUAGGUCCUGUAGCUAGGGGUAGUGUUGGCCAACCAACACACUUCACCGUCGAUGCAAGUCAAGCUGGUGAAGGAAACUUAGAAAUUACGAUAUCAGCUCGUAGUCAGAACAUACCUACUCAAGUCACGCCGCAGGGAAAUGCACGAUUUUCAGUUAGUUUCGUACCAUUUGAGGCGUGUGAACACAUAAUUAAUAUAGCCUUCAACAAACGUACAGUACCAGGUUGCCCGAUUUUAACUCGGGUAGGUGGUGAUAGUCAUGUAACAGUGAGUGGGCAGGCAUUAAGCAGUGCUGGAUUAGGACGACAAAGUUAUCUUACCGUCAGUAAUGUUGCCGGUAGCUUGGAGGAUUUAGAAGUUAAUGUUGAAGGACCCAACGGACAGGCCGUACCCGCUCAAGUCACUGACAACAAAGACACAACGUGCAGCGUAGCAUUUACACCAAGAGUUGUCGGAGAGCAUAGAAUUUCGGUAAGCCAUCGGAAUGUUCCCGUGAUUGGUAGCCCAUUUAGCUGCAAAGUGUAUGACGUGACUGCUAUCAAAGUAAAGGAUGCGAAACAUGGUGUUAUUGGAAUACCUGUAACUUUCUUAGUUGAAACCAGUCAGGCAGGCCCAGGAAACUUAGAAGUGACGGUAAACGGUGGUCGUGUACCUACAUCUGCUCAAGCUCAAGGUCCGCACACGUACGCGAUAUCUUUCACACCUCGUGAGCCAAUUGUACAUACCGUGGAUUUAAGGUUUAAUGGAGAAGAUGUACCUGGUAGUCCCUUUAGUUGUCAGGUAAGCGACACAGCCAAAGUAAUAGUGACUGAAGGGCUCGAAAAAGUAUCUGUGAAUCGGCUGACAACAUUUACAAUAGAAGCAGAUGCUUCCUUGGGAACUCCUACUGUAGAAGUUCUCUCACCAACUAGAGAAAGUUUACUCGUUAAUGUUAAACUAAGUGGACAUGGCUGUUACGCUGCAGGAUUCACACCUAAAGAUGUUGGUGAUCAUAGUGUCGAAGUAAGAAUAAGUGGAUCGCAUGUGGAGGGCAGUCCGUUCUUGGUAAAAGCUUACAAUGCCGAUAAAGUAAAAGUAACAGAUAUAAAUAGCGGUGUUGUUGGUAAACCAGUCUUCUUUAGCAUCAAUGCUAGUCAAGCAGGUGCUGGUAAUCUUGAAAUAAUUGUUGCCGUUAAUGGUAAAAACGUACCGAAUUAUGUACAAAGCGAAGGAAAUGCAAAGUUUAGAGUUAAUUUCAAACCACAAGAAGCUGCUGUACACAGUCUUAGUGUUCGUUUUAACGGAGAACCUGUUCCAGGUUCACCAUUCAGCUGUAAAGUAGUUGGCGCAGGUCAAGCUCUAAUUACGGGUCAUAAUUUAAAAAUGGGAGCUGUAAAGCAAUUAAUAUCCUUCAUCGUGGAUCCACAAGCUCCUUCAAUAAAUUGCGAUGUAAUCGCAACACCUCCGUCCAAUAUAUCUCUUCCUAUUACAAUAGAACCUGUGGAUGGAAAAUAUAAUGCCAGCUUCGUGCCUUUGGAAGUGGGCAGGCAUAAUAUUAGCGUAUUAGUGGACAACGAACACGUAAAAGGUUCUCCAUUUGCUUGCAAUGUUUACGACGUUACAAAGGUUCACGUAUCGGGUCUUACGGAAGCACUACUGGGUCAAGCAACGACAUUCACAGUUGACGCUGCAGAAGCUGGUGAAGGUACAUUGGAACUAGUAGUGAGCACGGAGAAUAAUACAGUUAAAGCUGAAGUAGUUGCCUGUGCUCGGGGAUUAUACGACGUAACAUUUGUUCCUCAAACCACUAGUACUCAUUACGUGAAUAUUAGUUUCAACGACGACAAUGUACCAGGCAGUCCAUUUAAAUGCCCAGUAGUUAGUACGAUGCUGGAUGGACCAUCUAUGAUUCGUGUUGGUAACACAGCGUACAUGGAUUUAGAAAUGCCAGGAUUGGAAGGUCCGGUAUCUGCAGAAGUUACGGGCCCUGAUGGUAUAAUCAUCCCGUGCACGUUGACAAAGUUAUCGCCUAAUUUAUAUCGAGUGGAAAUUCGAACGCGGCAAGUUGGCACUUAUAGCGUAAUAUUCAGCGAUGGUCACAAAGUGAUCAGUUCUCAAACACUUCAGGCUUUCGAUCCUGGGAAAGUAACAAUUAAAGAAGUAUCAGAUGUAGUUUGUCAUCGACCGGGAACCAUUAUAGUGGUUGCACCGAAAGAGGCCGGGCCUGGAAAAUUGAACGUAAAUGUACGCGCCGCCGGGGCUGACGUUGAUAGUGUAGUCAGAGAAGGAGAAAAUGGUCACUAUGAAAUAAUGUUUCAUCCUACACGAGCAGCUCCCCAUAAGAUCCACAUAAAAUAUAACGAAGUUCACAUAACGGGAAGUCCAGUGGAUGUAACGGUUCGUGGUCCUACUGGAGGAAGAGAAGUAACUGCAACAGGAUUAGGGUUGUACCAAUCAUGUGUUGGCAAAGUGACUUCAUUUACUAUUGAAACGUUAGGGCGUCCUGGAAAAGAAUUUGAUGUUGUAAUUAGCGGACCUCAAGGUAAUGCAGUUCCAGUGCGGUGUUACCAACAUCGAGAUGGAAAUUUGCUUGCUGAAUUUACAACAAGCACUGUUGGAACCUAUAAGAUCGAUGUACUGCAAGGUACGAAACCAGUUUUGGGUUCCCCUUUCUUUUGCCAAGCGUUCGACGUGUCCAAAGUGAAACUGCAGGAACUGGGUCCAAUGACAGUAUCUGUACAUGAUCAUAUCGCGUUUAAAAUAAUGAAAACAGAUGCUGGAAUGGCGGAUUUGGACGUAGUUUCAACAAGUCCGUUAGGUCAAGAGCUUCCAUUACAAGUAACUCCGCUGAAUGACGGUGCUGAAAUGGUUGAAUUUUCUCCCAGUGUACCUGGUACAUAUAUGAUUAACAUUACGUACGGAGGGUGUUCCAUACCCGGCAGCCCGUUAAUGUGUACAGUUGAUGCAGCUGGACAAGCUCGUGCAAAAGGAGAAGGUUUAUUAAGUGGCCACGUAGAUAAACCUGCGCAUUUUAUUGUUACUGGCACAAGAAGUCCUCCAGCAGUUCAGGUGGAUGGCCCUGAUAGCGUUUCGAAAGCGAUUAUAGAAGCCGGAGCUAAUCCAGGCACUUGGAACGUGUCCUAUGUUCCAAACGAAGUUGGAGUGUUCGAUAUUAGAGUUGUUUCUGCUGGGCAACAGCUACCAGGAUCUCCUUGGCAUCCAAAAAUUAUAGAUUCGCGAAAUCUUCGUGUAAUCGGUGGCUGGCCAGCUGUGUGCGACGAUAUCGGACGGUUGAAGUUACAUCCAUCGAAUAAAAUCAGUUUUGAUACUGCGGAAGCUGGGCCUGGUGAGCUAACUGGGAAAAUAGGAGAUCAUAUAUUAUCCUUUGAAAUGACUUCAAAUAAUAGACUGAAACUCAGUCCACCACAAUUAAACGGUGGGGAGCAUCGUUUUGAAAUAUUUUUCAACGGAAUACCAUUCCCGGGAGCUCCGAAGCUAGCAAUUGUACAGGAUUUAGAGCCGCCCAUACAAGACACAAGCCGUGUCUUGCUGAGAGGAAGAGGAUUAACAACAGCGAAAUGCGGAGAAGAAGUUAGUUUCACGAUAGACGGUUCUCAAGCUGGUACAGGAACGCCAAAAGUUCAACUGUUUUCACCAACUAACGAACUGAAUGUGGUGUUACAGCAUUUAGGAGAUAGCGUUUACCGGGCAAGUUACAUACCAUUGACACCUGAUCCCCUUUUAAUGACUGUGUCUUGGAAUGGGAGACAGUUAAAAGGAUGUCCUUUACAAAUCAAUGUAACGAGUGCAGCCGACGCAUCGCGAGUCAUUUGCUCUGGCGAUGGAUUGAAGCAUGGUAUAGUUGGACAAGAAAUAAGAAGUUUUAUCGAUACAAGGCGCGCUGGUCCUGGUGAAUUAACAGCACAUUGCGUCGGCCCCCAUAAAGUGGCUUAUUGCGAAUUAUACGAUCAUGGUGAUGCAACGUUUACGUUGAAUGUAAAACCUCAAGAGGCUGGACGACAUGCGUUAACGAUCAAAUAUGCCGGAGAACACGUUCCAGGCUCUCCUUUUACGUUACGCGUUUCCGGAGCUCCCGAUGCUUCGAAGGUUCGAGUUUACGGACCAGGAAUUGAGCAUGGAGUAUUGGCAACGUUUCAAUCACGUUUCAUUUGCGAUACUCGUGGUGCCGGAGCCGGUCAGCUUACGGUGAGAGUUCGGGGACCUAAAGGAGCGUUUAGAGUAGAAAUGCAGAGGGAGACUCAAAAGGAUCGUAUAAUACUUUGCCGAUACGAUCCAACGGAACCAGGCGAUUACAGAGUCGAAGUUCGUUGGGCAGGCGUUCUCGUACCUGGUUCUCCAUUUCCUGUUAAAAUUGUCGACACACAGGAUGAAUUAUUAAUGUUAGCACAGGUAAACGACAAUUAUUCAACGGGACAUCAUACUAUCGCAUCGUGGCGUGGAUCACAAGCUAUAUUAUAA
Molecule: messenger RNA, 9095 nt
Organism: Habropoda laboriosa
Lineage: Eukaryota; Metazoa; Arthropoda; Insecta; Hymenoptera; Apidae
Gene: jbug
Product: filamin-A
Exons: 40
Coding region: 222-9095 (2957 amino acids)
Biological process (GO): actin cytoskeleton organization
Molecular function (GO): actin filament binding
Source: RefSeq, a predicted model, not a curated record